AUGGGGGCCCAGGGCCUCAUAGAUGUUGCAGCUGAUGGCUCGCACGUGCAUCAGGUUCUCUUUGCUGCUCUUAUACAGGGUGGGGGCCCCUGCCUGGUGUUGCUGUUGCCCCGCAGUGUGAAGGUAUAUAUCUUAACAGAAAAAGGGGGGGCCCCCAAGGGCCCCCUGGGGGGCCCCCAACAGGAAGGGGCCCCCGAGGGGGGCCCCCAUGAUAACAGCAGCAGCAGUACCCUCGAUCUACCCCUUCGCUUUCUCUGUGAAACACAGCUCAACUACCCAGCAAUCUCUGCUGCUGUUCUCCCCUGCAGCAGAGCAGCACAGCUGGGGGCCCCCCGGGGCCCCCUGACCCCUGAGGAGUUUCUUGGCUCAUCAGAGUAUGGGGGGCCCCAGGGGGCCCCCAUGGGGGCCCCUGAUCUGCUGCUGCUGCUGCUAGGAGAGUACCGCGCAGUCGUGAUGGGGUACGACCCCUCCUUGGGGGCCCUCCGUACCCUCAGCCUUCACUGCUUCUCUGAGCUGGGGCCCCGUGCUGCUGCUGUCAAUGCCUUUCUGCAGGGGCCCCCCAGCAUAAAGCUAGUAGAGGAGGGGCCCCCAGCUCUCACAGAUCUGGGGAUGGGGGGCCCCGAUGGGGCCCCCUCGUUGCCUGCAGGGCAGCAGACUGUUGCUGCAGUCAAGUCUAUCUGCAGUACCCUCGUCUUCGAUAUGCAGCCUUAUGCCCAGGGGGGCCCCCAGGGGGGCCCCUAUGGGGGGCCCCCAGGGGGCCCCAUGGGGGCCCCAGGGGGGCCCCCUGCGAGGAGUUUUGUCGCGCUGCUGAGCGUUGAUCUGCUGCACAUUGUUUGCCUUCAUCUUCUUGUUAGUGAGGCGGAGCUACCUUCUCCUGGUGGCCCCACAGCAGCAGCAGCAGCGGCUGCUGCUGCUGCUGCUGCAGCAGCUGCUGCUGCUGCUGCAUCAGGUGAGGAAGCUGCUGCUAGUCUGUCUGGGUCGCCUGCAGCAGCUGCUGGGUUCACGCCACCUGCGGAGACUCCGCUGCAGGCAGCCUUUGCUGCUGCUGCUGCUGCUGCUGCAGCAGCAAAAGGCAGCGGGGGGCCCCGCAGAGCCUCUCGUACGGUUCACUGGAGCCCUGAGGGGGGCCCCCCUUGUGGGGGGCCCCCAGGCGGCAGCAGCAGCACCAGCAGCAGCAACAGCAGCAGGCAGCAGAAGAGCUAG
Messenger RNA from Eimeria mitis, 1203 nucleotides. RefSeq lists its product as uncharacterized. NCBI's taxonomy places the organism in Eukaryota, Apicomplexa, Conoidasida, Eucoccidiorida, Eimeriidae. Bases 1 to 1203 code for a protein of 400 amino acids. The transcript is spliced from 2 exons. The record is from RefSeq and is a predicted model, not a curated record.